GCCUUCGCCGUGCUGGAGAAAGAGACGGAGUUAGCUCAUCACCAGAGUGGACAUAACAGUGGUGUGAUUCACAGUGGGAUUUACUACAAACCCGGAUCUCUGAAAGCCAAGCUGGGUGUGCAGGGUGCAGCCCUCUGCUACAAGUACUGUGACCAGAAGGGAAUACCGUACAAACAGUGUGGGAAGCUAAUUGUAGCUGUUGAACAAGAUGAAAUUCCAAGACUCAAAGCUCUGUAUGAAAGAGGACUGCAGAACAACGUCCCAGGUCUGAAACUGAUUGGAGCAAAAGAAAUCCAAACGAAAGAACCCUUCUGCAGGGGUCUGAUGGCCCUUGAUUCCCCAUAUACCGGCAUUGUGAAUUACAAAGAAGUGGCCCAGUCCUAUGCUGAAGACUUCCAGGAAGCAGGUGGGACCAUCUUGACUGAUUUUGAAGUCACAAACAUGGAGAUGGCUAAAGAAAGUUCUUCAGAAAGUGAAGAUGGACUGAAAUACCCAGUCAUUGUUAGGAACUCAAAGGGUGAGGAAAUCUACUGUCGGUACAUUGUGACCUGUGCAGGACUUUACUCAGACCGCCUGUCUGAGAUCAGUGGCUGCAGUCCUGAACCUCGUAUUGUACCCUUCCGUGGAGAUUAUUUGGUGCUAAAACCAGAAAAGUGCUAUAUGGUUAAAGGAAAUAUUUAUCCGGUUCCCAAUCCUCGGUUCCCUUUUCUGGGAUUUCAUUUCACACCAAGAAUGGAUGGCAGUGUUUGGCUUGGUCCUAACGCAGUACUAGCCUUUAAGCGAGAGGGCUACAAAUUGUUUGACUUCAGCACUGGAGACUUUUUAGAUGCCGUAACAUACAGUGGGUUAUGGAAGCUUGUGCUGAGAAACCUGUCUUAUGGAAUGAGUGAAAUGUACAGAGCGUGUUUCCUUAGCGCACAGGUGAAGCAACUUCAGAAGUUCAUCCCUGAGGUCACCAUCAAUGAUGUACUCAGGGGUCCAUCUGGAGUGAGAGCUCAAGCAUUGGACAGUGACGGAAAUUUGGUAGAUGACUUUGUAUUCGAUGGAGGCAGUGGAGAUAUUGGAAGCAGAAUUCUUCAUGUCAGAAAUGCCCCUUCUCCUGCUGCUACCUCCUCCCUUGCCAUCGCAAAAAUGAUUGCAGAUGAAGUGAAGCAAAGAUUUGAAUUGUGA
This is a messenger RNA of Charadrius vociferus (killdeer), 1170 nucleotides long. It is a transcript of the gene L2HGDH, whose product is annotated as L-2-hydroxyglutarate dehydrogenase. NCBI's taxonomy places the organism in Eukaryota, Metazoa, Chordata, Aves, Charadriiformes, Charadriidae. The record is from RefSeq and is a predicted model, not a curated record. The transcript is spliced from 9 exons. Gene Ontology annotation, molecular function: (S)-2-hydroxyglutarate dehydrogenase activity; (S)-2-hydroxy-acid oxidase activity. The annotation marks the transcript as partial.